Molecule: messenger RNA, 921 nt
Organism: Penicillium olsonii
Lineage: Eukaryota; Fungi; Ascomycota; Eurotiomycetes; Eurotiales; Aspergillaceae
Source: the annotation of a GenBank genome assembly
AUGGCAGACGAAAAGAAACAGAACCCCUUUGAGGCCUUGGGGUCCUCCCAGGAAGAGGCAGACCAUCCUCCAGCGUACACGGCUGCAGGGUCAGCGCGCUCAAUCGAGCCCUCAAUACAGCCUGGCCCAUCCGUUCCAGGACGUCCUCCGGGACCCUCUUCGCCUCGAAGACCAAUUGCCAUCCCGGCUAUCGCCAGCUCCUCUGAUUCCCCUUUCAUUCGCGCCUAUCCACCAGUUCUCCAAUCGCACAAGCUCCCCAAAGAAUCCUUCCUCAGCUUCCUCGACCAGUUGAACAAAGACAUAGCCAGCAGCCCACCCCUGCAAGUUUUGGACGCAACAGGCGGGAUCCUCAACUCAGUGCCUAUUCUCUUCCCACUUCAUUGGAUUGGAAGUGCUGUCAGCGGACUCGCCAAUCUAGGCAGCCAGGGCAUGUCCAAAAGCCGCACCGACUCAUCCCUCAAAACGGCUAAUAGGGAUAUCUUUGGCCCUCGCGGUUUGAAAGUCGAGGUUGCCAAGCUGGAUGCGCUGGCUCAUCUUGCCAAGAUCCCAAUUCUGGAUCCUCAAGGGAAGAUCAAUAGACAGGCCCCUCUUCUGCUGCAGCUGCAGAAUGAACCAGUUGUCGGAGCUGCCGAUGAGCGCCAAGUGGAGUUAGAGAUCCAGCGUAGGAUCAGGACUCUGCAGCCUUGGAUUGCAGAUUUGGAGAUUGAGGUCUUGCCUUGGUCUUCUAGGUCUAAGUUGACGAGGUUCAAUGCCGCUUUAAAGAAGAGGAAUGACCCAAAGGAGUACGAAAGGAAGGAGCGAAGGGAAAGAAGGGGGCGGGAUGGCUCUGGUGAUACGGAGACCAAUACUGAUGACCAGGAGUCUUUCCGCAAGGCUUUGUGGCUUGUGAUUCGAGAGAUUGAGCCCGAAGAAAGACACUGA